UUACGGUUCACAGUCAGAUCCCGCUAAGAUGUACAACGCGAGAUCGCGUGGCAGCGCUGCCAACGAGGGGAUUUCCCCCAAAACAAUGGUCACCAUCGGCUCUCUGCUCCUAAUCCUUGGCUUCGCUCAGGCGGCCUCCAUGUCGCUGGAUCGUCUGGCGCUCGAGAGGAACGAGCUGCCGGCGGAUCAGUCCCAGCAGCAGCAGCAACAGCAUGAUGUCCUCGUGGACGACAUGAGACUCACCUCGAUUCCCUCCGCCGACUCCUCGGACAUGUAUAUGCUGGUGCCCGAAACGGUGGCCAGCCAACUGGAAGACACCGAGCAUGUCAAUCGCAACUCCAUCGAAGCCGAUCCCGAGUCGGAUCCCUCCGGCUCCAGCUCCUCCUCCGCCUCCGACAUGCUGAUGCUGGAGAGCGAUGCCAGUCCAGCCAUGCAGCUAGUGGAACUGCCCAGCGACAUCACCGUGGCCGAAUCCCAGCCAGAGACGGAGCACGAUGCGGAGGGCGAUCACCAGCAGCCCGAGUCCAUUGAGGAGCAUGUGGUGCUGAUGAAGCCCCUCAGCCAGGAGGUUCAGCUGGAGCAAGCUGUGGACUUGGCCACCGAGGCGGCACCAGUUCCCCUCCACGACGAUCUGUCAGAGGAUGUCCAGUCCCCGGCUGCCACCGAGAGUGCGGUGGAGGAGUCCGAGAAGGAAUCCGAAACGGCCAUGGAUGAUCAGGUGCCCGAGGAAUCGGAAGCCCAGCCAGAACAAGUUCAGCCUGAAGAAUCCCAGCCAGAAAACGACGCUGAUGAUCAGGAGGAGAAGAAACCGGAGAUCGAGUCCCAACCAGAAGCCGAAGCCCAACCAGCAGUUGAGUCCAAGCCUGAAGAGGAAACCCAGCCUGAGGCUGAAUCCCAGCCAGAAGUGGAAGCCAAGCCAGAAGCUGAAUCUCAACCAGACGUUCAAGCCCAGCCAAUAGUGGAAGCUCAACCUGAAGUGGAAGCCCAGCCUGAAGUGGAAACCCAACCUGAAGUGGAAUCCCAGCCUGAAGUGGAAUCCCAGCCUGAAGUGGAGACCCAACCUGAAGUGGAGACCCAACCUGAAGUGGAAACACAACCCGAAGUGGAAACCCAACCUGAAGUGGAAGCCCAACCAGAAGUGGAAGCCCAACCUGAAACUGAAUCCCAGCCAGAAAAAGAAACCGAAGCUGAGAAGGCCAGCGAUAACGAGGUGGACACCACGGAGGCCUCUCUGAUGGAAACCCUGGUCGAGGGCAUUGAAGAUGGACUCACCGCCGCCAUGGACAACCUGGUGCCCGAAGAAUUGGCCGAGGCCACUGAGAACAAGGAGCAGGAACAGGAACAGGAAAACGAUGAUGAGCUGUCGCCAGUUACAGAAGCCACCGAGGAGCAGGCGAUUCCCGAGGUCGAGCAGCAAAAAGAAAAGGAACCCGAGCCACUCGCCUUGGCCGAUGAGCCAGAGGAGGAGAUUGCCCAGUCCUCGAAUGCCGAGCCAGUCGAGAUCGCCCCAGAGCAGCAAGCUCCAGCUGAGAUCCCCGAGAAAACCAAGCCUGAGGAGGAAUCGCAGCCGGAGGAGGAGGCCAAGCCCGCAGGAGAAUCCAAGCCGGAGGAGGAGGAAGCCCAGAAUGAUGCCGAGAUUCAGCCCGCCAUCAAUGAGGUGAAGCCCGAGGAAACUCCAGCUGAAGAGCCAGCAGAGCCCAGUUUUGCCCCAGCUAUAGCCGUUGUAAGCCCUGAUGAAAUCAAAUCCGAAGUCCCUGCUGAAAUCCCUGCUGAAACCCAUGCUGAAGUCCCUGCCGAGAUCCCUGCUGAUGUUCUAGCUGAAAAUCCUGCUGAUGUUCCAGCUGAAAAGCCUGCUGAGGUUCAAGCGGAAAUUCCAGCUGAAGUCCAAGCUGAAACACCUGCGGAAAUCCCAGCUGAGAUCCCUGCGGAAACCCCAGCUGAAAUCCCAGCUGAAAUCCCAGCUGAAAUCCCAGCUGAAAUCCCAGCUGAAACCCCAGCUGAAAUCCCUGCCGAAAUCCCAGCUGAAAUCCCAGCCGAAAUCGCCGCAGAUGCCCCUGCUGAGAACCCAGAGAAAACCCAAGAUGAAAUCCAAGCCGAUUCUACCCAAACCGAGCCCGAAGUGGAGAAGGAAGUGCAGCAGGCGGAGAAGGAAACCAAGCCCGUGGAGUCCUCCCUGCUGACCACCAUCAUACCCCAGGUGGUGCCCCAAGUCCAGGUGCCCAUACAGCCCGUCCAGGUGCAGGACAGUGUCCUGAACUACGUCAACGCCUCGUUCCUGCAGCAGCAGCCAUCGGACUCGGAUCUGCCCAAGACGGAGGAGGAGUCCCCGUUCAAUGCCCAUCUGCGACGCUACGAUGGCGCCCAGGUGUGGCGCAUUGUGGUCCAGACCGACAAGGAUAAGCGAAUGGCCGAUGAGCUGCAGUCCAAAUACGAUGGCCAGCUGUGGAAGGAGGUCAAGCAGGAGGUGGACUAUCUCUUGAAACCCCAAGUCCUGGCCGCCGCCGAGCGUCACAUUCGCGCUGCCAAUCUUUCCCGGAUUGUUCUCAUCGACAACCUGCAGCACGUCAUCGAAAAGGAGAAUCCCCCAGCGGAGAAGAUUGCCGAGCUCCAGAACCGAAAGGGACACCGCCUCACCUGGCAGGCCUACCAUCGCCUGGAGGACAUCCACGGCUUCAUUGACUACAUGGCGAAAACCUAUCCGGAUAUUUGCUCCACGGAGGUCAUCGGCUACUCGGUGGAGAAGCGACCCCUCAAGAUUCUCAAGAUUUCCAAUGGCAAUGAGCGAAACCCGGGCGUCUGGAUCGACGGUGGCAUGCACGCCCGCGAAUGGAUCAGUCCGGCAACGGUCACCUAUAUCGCCAACCAGCUGGUCGAGGGAUGGGAGGACCUGCCCGAGCACAUGCGCAGCAUCAACUGGUACAUCCAUCCGGUGGCCAAUCCCGAUGGCUAUGAGUACUCCCACACGACCGAUCGGCUGUGGCGCAAGAAUAUGCGUGCCCAUGGACGCCAGUGUCCCGGCGUGGAUCUGAAUCGCAACUUUGGAUACAAGUGGGGCGGCAAGGGCACCUCCGCCAGCCCCUGCUCCCAGACAUACCGCGGCAGCAAGGCCUUCUCCGAGCCGGAGACCUUCUACAUCUCCAAGUUCAUCAGCGGCUUCCCGAGGGAGACCUUCCAGGCGUACCUCUCGUUCCACAGCUAUGGCCAGUACAUCCUCUACCCGUGGGGCUACGACUACCAGCUAACCCAGGAUCGCGCCGAUCUCGAUCGUGUGGCGCGUCAGGCGGGAACGAGCAUUACCAAGUCGACGGGCGUGAAGUACACGGUGGGAUCCUCCGCCACAACUCUGUAUCCCGCCGCCGGAGGUUCCGAUGACUGGGCCAAGGGCAUUGCGGGAAUCAAGUACGCCUACACCAUCGAGAUGGGCGACACGGGCAGGUACGGAUUCGUCCUGCCCGCCCGGUUCAUCCAGUACAAUGGCAAGGAUGGAGUGACCUUCGCCGACACCGUGGCCAGGGCCAUUGCCCAAGGACGCGGAAAAUCGGUGGCCAGGAACAGCAGUGGCAGCCGGAGGCGUCGCCACUAGUCCUGCCACUUAGUUCAAUGCGAUUAUUUUGUAAAUCAGCCUAAUCGAUUUUUUUUUUUUUGCUAUUUAUAUGAAUACUAUUUAUUUAUUUAUUUAUUCUACUUGUAACUAGACAAAUUGAACACACACAAAAGAACACACA
Molecule: messenger RNA, 3725 nt
Organism: Drosophila rhopaloa
Lineage: Eukaryota; Metazoa; Arthropoda; Insecta; Diptera; Drosophilidae
Product: fibrous sheath CABYR-binding protein
Exons: 5
Coding region: 29-3583 (1184 amino acids)
Biological process (GO): proteolysis
Molecular function (GO): metallocarboxypeptidase activity; zinc ion binding
Source: RefSeq, a predicted model, not a curated record